This is a messenger RNA of Closterium sp. NIES-65, 1020 nucleotides long. Lineage: Eukaryota; Viridiplantae; Streptophyta; Zygnematophyceae; Desmidiales; Closteriaceae. The record is from the annotation of a GenBank genome assembly.
AUGCAAGCAUGGUUGUGUCAGCUCUGUGCACCUCUUCCUUCUGCGUCCCUCUCUUCCCUUCACCCUCUCUCUCUGCCUUCUCCCCCUCUCUCUGCCCUUCCUCACUCCCUCUCUCCCUCCCACUCUCCCUGCCUCCUCACCAGUUGUACAGGGAGCAUCCAGCUGAUCAUCCUCUCGUGCUUUCCGGGAAGCCGCUUCAUGCUCUGGGGCGCACGGUGCUACGGGGCAGGCCAUGGUGCUGCACCUCCCACUCAAGUCCCUCAGCAUCAGCUGUCCCUGCUCUAUCCUCUGCUCCUUCUUUCCCCUCCCCCAGCUCUGGGGCGCACGGUGCUAUGGGGCAUGGCCAUGGGGCUGCUGCACCUCCCACUCAAGUCCCUCACAGUUCGUAAUCCCUGCUGUCCUCUCUCCCUCCCCUCCUCUCGCUUUCCCCCCACACUAGCUCUGGGGCGCACGGUGCUAUGGGGCAUGGCCAUGGGGCUGCUGCACCUCCCACUCAAGUCCCUCACAGUUCGUAAUCCCUGCUGUCCUCUCUCCCUCCCCUCCUCUCGCUUUCCCCCCACACUAGCUCUGGGGCGCACGGUGCUAUGGGGCAUGGCCAUGGGGCUGCUGCACCUCCCACUCAAGUCCCUCACAGUUCGUAAUCCCUGCUGUCCUCUCUCCCUCCCCUCCUCUCGCUUUCCCCCCACACUAGCUCUAGGGCGCACGGUGCUACAGGGCAUGGCCAUGGGGCUGCACCUCCCACUCGACACAUUUGAGCACGGCAGGGCGGAUGACCCCUUCUGGGUCAUCCGGGAUCCUGGGAUUACAGCCCUACAGGUGAAGAACAAAGCUGGCGAGUGGGUGGAUGCUCCUCCAGUUCCAGGAAGCUUCGUGGUCAACAUUGGUGACAUGCUCAAGCCAAAUUUUGAUGCAAGAGUGGAGCCUGUAGAUGCUCUGGUGAAGACUAUGGGCCGAUCUCGCCUGGAGCCAGUGGUCUAUGGAGACCACCUGUGCAAGAAGGUGUUCAGUAACUUCGGAUAG